Cyclospora cayetanensis is the source of this 807-nucleotide messenger RNA. RefSeq lists its product as uncharacterized. Gene Ontology annotation, biological process: ubiquitin-dependent protein catabolic process. The coding region runs from base 1 to 807 and encodes 268 amino acids. Gene Ontology annotation, molecular function: cysteine-type deubiquitinase activity. Lineage: Eukaryota; Apicomplexa; Conoidasida; Eucoccidiorida; Eimeriidae. The record is from RefSeq and is a predicted model, not a curated record. The transcript has 5 exons.
AUGGCGUCAUCCUCCGUCCUUCGAGACAGCGUGCCAGUCCUCGCGUCUGCAGCAAGACAUGCGCAAUUUUUCGCGGCACUUGUAGGGCCGCAUAAAGAGAGAGAGAGCGCGAAUUCCUCCCUACAGCAGCAGCAGCAGCAACAGCAGCAACAGUGGCUGCCCCUUGAAGGCACUCCGGAGGUGUUGGGACCGUACCUGACGGAUUUGGGGGGCCCUUUUCAGGGAGCUUCUCUCCUGCAGUUUGAGUACGUUGUUGCGCUCGAGCCUUGGGCAUUCGACAUGCUGCAGUGUACAGACACCGUAGCGCUUCUCUUCCUUUUCUCCGUGAGCGAGACAGACACCGAGGAGCGAUCCCUGGAGCCCUUGCCUGAGGAGCAGCUACGGCACGCCGAAGCCAUCCGUCAGGAAGUCUGGUUCAUGAAACAGGCAAGACGAAAAUCGCCGUUUCAGCUUACCCGCAAGCCACGCGCUUCCCUUCACUUGCCUCACAAGGACCAGCAGCAAGCUGCAGCAGGCAACCCCGGAGCCUGCAAUUGCUCUCUUUAUUUUCAAAACUGCAAAGCCUCUCUGACGCGUUGUGCUCUCUCUCCUGCUAUGCGAUCUUCUGGUCCCCUCACGAUCGCCAACGCUUGCGGCACUGUGGCACUCCUGCAUUGCACUGCCAACCUCCCCAGGGACCGUUUUCCCCUCCCUCCAGAAGGCGCGGCCACGAAAGUUAUUUGGGAGCAGUUUAUAGGAAAAAAAGCUCAGAGUAUGGGAAUUUCGCUUCUGGCAGUAGGGGACGUUCGUUCGGCCCGCUCUGAAUAG